AUGAAAUCACUCCUUGAGGAACCAUUAACUAAAGCCACCAUUUGCACGGACUAUGUAGGACAUCUGAACGGUUUGCGAAGUGUAGCUUGUCUCAAUGAUGACAAAAUCUGGUCCAGUGGGAUGAAUAACAUCAUAAGCCUUUACAAUUUUCAGGGAGACCUGCUCAUUUCAGUUAGAACUAAGUCGGGAAGUAGGCCAACAGAUAUAGCAGUUACAAACACCGGGGAUCUAGUCUACACUGAUGAGGACGACAAAACUAUAAACAUUGUGAGAAAUAAAAAGAUAGAAGUUUUGAUUAAAUUUCAUGACUGGAGACCUCUCAAUGUGUGCAGUACCCCUUUCGGAAAUCUUCUAGUCUUAAUGGGGAGUGAUGAUUAUGAACAAACAAAGGUAGUGCGUUAUUCUGGUUCCACUGAAAAGCAGUGCAUUCAAAAUGACGAAAAUGGAAAAGCCUUCUUCUCGCCUGAUGACAGUAAAUAUUUAGCUGUAAACAGAAACCAAGAUAUUUGUGUAGCAGAUUACAGAGCUAAGAGAGUAGUGGUGAUCAGCGAGGCAGGAAAACUCCGAUUUACGUACACUGGUAGUACUCCUACAAUAGAGUCGUUUGAUCCAGUAGGCAUCACUACAGACAGCCUGAGUCGUAUACUGAUAGCAGAUGGACACUGUCACUACAUCCACAUCAUUGAUCAAGACGGACAGUUCCUCCGUUAUAUUGACAAUCUCAACUUACGUGGACCGUGGGGUUUAUGCAUUGAUACAAAUGACAACCUCUUCGUUGCAGAGUGCGACUCAGGAAAAAUAGAGAAAAUCCAAUAUUGUGUGAACACAGUUUGA
Messenger RNA from Magallana angulata, 834 nucleotides. RefSeq lists its product as uncharacterized. The coding region runs from base 1 to 834 and encodes 277 amino acids. The transcript has a single exon. The record is from RefSeq and is a predicted model, not a curated record. Lineage: Eukaryota; Metazoa; Mollusca; Bivalvia; Ostreida; Ostreidae.